Sapajus apella (tufted capuchin) is the source of this 2056-nucleotide messenger RNA. Its product is annotated as adenylate cyclase type 1-like. The transcript has 3 exons. The record is from RefSeq and is a predicted model, not a curated record. Gene Ontology annotation, biological process: adenylate cyclase-activating G protein-coupled receptor signaling pathway; cAMP biosynthetic process. Gene Ontology annotation, molecular function: adenylate cyclase activity. Bases 7 to 663 code for a protein of 218 amino acids. NCBI's taxonomy places the organism in Eukaryota, Metazoa, Chordata, Mammalia, Primates, Cebidae.
GCUGAGAUGGCGGGGGCGCCGCGCGGCGGAGGCGGCGGCGGAGGCGGUGCGGGCGAGCCCGGGGGCGCCGAGCGGGCGGCCGGGCCAAGCCGCCGGCGCGGGCUCCGGGCGUGCGACGAGGAGUUCGCUUGCCCAGAGCUGGAGGCGCUGUUCCGCGGCUACACGCUGCGGCUGGAGCAGGCGGCCACGCUGAAGGCGCUGGCGGUUCUCAGCCUGCUGGCGGGCGCGCUGGCGCUGGCGGAGCUGCUGGGCGCGCCGGGGCCCGCGCCUGGCCUGGCCAAGGGCUCGCACCCGGUGCACUGCGUCCUCUUCCUGGCGCUGCUCGUGGUCACCAACGUCCGGUCCCUGCAGGUGCCCCAGCUGCAGCAGGUCGGCCAGCUGGCGCUGCUCUUCAGCCUCACCUUCGCGCUGCUCUGCUGUCCUUUCGCGCUGGGCGGCCCCGCCCGGGGUUCCGCCGGGGCGGCCGGGGGACCAGCGGCCGCCGAACAAGGGAUUUGGCAGCUCCUUUUGGUCACCUUCGUGUCCUAUGCCUUGCUGCCCGUGCGCAGCCUGCUGGCCAUCGGCUUUGGGCUCGUGGUGGCUGCGUCGCACUUGCUGGUCACAGCCACCUUGGUCCCCGCCAAGCGCCCACGUCUCUGGAGGACGCUAGGAGCCAAUGCCUAGAGGGACAGGACUAGGGUUAGAGCUGGGCCAGGGAGGGUGACAGGUGGGGUGGUCCUCCUAGCACAGGGGUCAGGCUAUGUGAAGGCAGGGAGUGUGCUUUCCUGCCCCCUGCCGCGCCCAGGACUGGCAACUGGCAGGUAGUCUCCUCGUCCUUGGCUGGACAUGCUUCUGAGGUCAGUGUUGCUGCUGUCCUGGGCACAACCCCCAGCUCCUGUGCUCCCGUCUCUGGCUUUAGUCCUGCUGCAGCCUCACUGCUCCUUCCAGCCCCACAUUGCCCCCAGGCCCAUGUUUAGUGUUUAGGGAACAAUGGCAGGGGACAUCCAUUACCCUGGAACCUGCUCCCCGCCCCCUGUUUUUCUCAUAGAGUUGGGUGGUCCCCUGGUCCAUUUCCCUUCACCUCCUGGCUCAUCCUCCCUCAAGGGCAGUCAACUUUAACUUGAAAAAGCUUCCAGAAUUGCCCCUGUCAGAGCAGCUGAAAUGAGGGUGAGCAGGAAAUGGGCCUGGUCAAAAGAGAGGGAGAAUGGUCCUGGGCAUCGGGCCAGGGGCUCCCACCCACUCCACCUCUGAGAUGCUCCAGUGGGCCCAGGGGCUUUCCUCUGCCCCUCCACAAUGUGCCCUGUAGGGGCUGCACUGUGGAAGGAGCCCUAGACACGUGCUGAGUCUGGUCACACUGAUGGACAGUGGGCUGAGGGGCACGGGGCGGCUCCUUCACCGACCUGAGAAGAGCUAGGAGCAGACACAGGGGUGGAGUCUGCAGCUGCCGGGGCCUCCCUGCCUCUCUGCGCUGGUUCCCAUGACCCCACAGUGUUUGGUGCUGGGGGCUGGGGUGCUGGGGGAAUAAUGGCUCCCUUCCUCUGGGAAGCUGCAGUCUAUUGGGGAGACCCUGGUCAAUAACUCGGACUGCAGUCCCACGGGACAGGACAUUCAGGUGACCUUUGAAGGUGUGCACAGUGGACAGACCAGGCCUAACUGCUUGAGGAGGCCUCCCUGUGGAAUGGGCGCUCAGCCAGGAUUCCUGGGCCAAGCACAGGGACGUGAGAGUAGUGGGGCAAAACCACACUGAGGACUUGCCCUUUCUCCCAAGAACGGUGCCGAGCGUGGCCACAAGGAGGUGGAAGUGGGCUGGGGGCUGUGUUGGGACCUGAGGGGACCACUCAGCAAGCUCCUGUGGGUGUUGUCAGCCUGCCGCUGAAUUCCCCACCCCCGGCUUUUAGAGCUGUGUGCCUGCCCUUUUGGGGCUCACAGUGGUUUUAGGUGGAUGUCCGUCUCCUGUCACAUCUCUGAGGUCGGGAGGGCCAGGGAUCAACUCCUUAGCUUCACAGGUUCCUACAGAUGUCCAGAAACAUCCUUGGACCAUUUCCUUGCUCAGAUGGAAGCUGGUGGGCAUGUGAGA